UGGUUGUGCAAAAUGGAUGAAGAGGGAGACAUAUAUGACGGUGUAAGAGCUCAGUUUCCUCUUUCGUUCGGAAAGCAAACUAAGUCUCAAACCCCUCUCGAAGCAAUCCACAAUGCUACACGUCGUUCCAACCCCAAUCCCAACCCCAAUCCCAAUUCCAAAUCCAAAACGACCAACCAACUUCCCUCUCUCUCUUCUUCUUCCCGGGAAUGGCUCAAUUCCCUCCGUCCCUCCAAAAACCCUACUCCUCCCCCGGCCGACGACAAUCACGCCCCCAUGGUGGGACCGCCUCCGCCACCGCCCCGAUUCCGUUCUGCCGACGACGAGGAAGAGGACGACGAUGGCGACAUGAUUGGCCCUCCCCCGCCGCCACCGACCGGGGCCGACUCCGAAGACGAAUCGGACGAAGAGGAUGUAGGGAACCGCUUCCGGAUUCCCCUUAGCAACGAGAUUGUGCUCAAAGGCCACACCAAGGUUGUGUCGGCUCUUGCUGUGGAUCACUCUGGAUCUAGAGUGCUUUCUGGAAGCUAUGACUAUACGGUACAUAUGUAUGACUUUCAAGGAAUGAAUGCUCGUUUGCAAUCGUUUCGACAGCUAGAGCCUUUUGAAGGUCAUCAAGUUCGUAAUUUAAGCUGGAGUCCAACUGCCGAUCGAUUUUUGUGCGUGACUGGAUCAGCUCAAGCAAAGAUUUAUGAUCGUGAUGGGCUUACUUUGGGAGAGUUUGUGAAGGGAGACAUGUAUAUUCGUGAUCUAAAGAAUACCAAGGGCCACAUAUCUGGAUUAACAUGUGGAGAGUGGCAUCCAAAAGCUAAAGAGACCAUUUUAACAUCGUCAGAGGAUGGUUCACUACGCAUAUGGGAUGUAAAUGAUUUCAAAAGUCAGAAGCAGGUCAUUAAACCAAAGCUUGCAAGACCUGGAAGGGUUCCUGUGACUACAUGUGCAUGGGACCGUGAUGGUAAAUGCAUUGCUGGUGGUAUAGGAGAUGGUUCUAUACAGAUUUGGAAUAUUAAGCCUGGAUGGGGGAGUAGGCCAGAUAUACAUAUUGAAAAAGGUCAUGAGGAUGAUAUUUCUGGUAUGAAGUUUUCUAGUGAUGGGAGAAUCUUAUUGUCAAGGAGUUUUGAUGGUUCAUUGAAGGUUUGGGAUCUCCGUAAAACAAAGGAAUCAUUGAAGGUAUUUGAGGACCUGCCAAAUCACUAUGGACAAACAAAUAUUGCCUUCAGUCCUGAUGAGCAACUCUUCUUGACUGGAACAUCUGUGGAAAGGGAGAGCUCGACUGGAGGUUUAUUGUGUUUUUUUGAUAGAGCAAACCUUGAGCUUGUUUCAAGAGUUGGCAUAUCCCCAACUUGUAGUGUUGUUCAGUGUUCUUGGCAUCCUAAACUGAAUCAGAUCUUUGCAACUGUUGGUGAUAAAAGCCAAGGAGGGACUCACAUACUAUAUGAUCCAACCCUAAGUGAGAGAGGAGCUCUUGUAUGUGUUGCUCGUGCACCAAGGAAAAAAUCAAUUGAUGACUUUGAGGCAAAACCUGUAAUUCACAAUCCUCAUGCUUUACCACUAUUUAGAGAUCAGCCUAGCCGCAAGCGUCAGAGAGAGAAAAUACUAAAGGAUCCACUGAAGUCCCAUAAGCCUGAACUGCCCAUUACUGGUCCUGGCUUUGGUGGACGAGUUGGUGCAAGUCAAGGAAGCUUACUGACCCAGUAUCUUCUAAAGCAAGGAGGUAUGAUCAAGGAAACAUGGAUGGAGGAAGAUCCAAGGGAAGCUAUCCUGAAAUAUGCUGAUGCUGCAGCAAAGGAUCCAAAGUUCAUUGCUCCAGCAUAUGCAGAAACCCAACCUGAGCCAGUUUUUGCUAAGUCAGAUUCUGAGGAUGAAGAGAAAUGAUGAAGUUGUAGUUGCUAGUAUCACAAGAUGGUUAACACACGGAACUGUAGGCAAGAGUGUGCUUUAUCACUACCAGUGGGGGGCAUUCCCAGCGUGGGACUGCCCACCUUCCCGGCAAAGGUUCAUUAAUGCACCCAGAAUGAUGUUCAAAUUAUUAGCUCUCCAAUGUCUGUACAUUUAUGUGUAAAAUUGAAUUUUGAAGACUAUUACAUAUGAUAAUUUGGCAUGGCAUCAUAGCGCCACGGGGGUGAAGCGUUGGCAUCGGAAACAAUCUUUACAACACAAGUUUCAAAUGCUAUACAGUGUAUUUUAGUUGUAAUUUUUGCGCUGGAUUUACGUUUAAACGCGCACACACGAUGUGAAUGGUUGUCAUCCGCCUGAAGAUUUGUUUUACAGUUGGCAAUUGUUAAACAGAUAGUUAAGUGCACGGCGAAUCAUGAGAUAUGACUCAUCUUAUCCGAGUUUUCAUUGCUUCAAACAUCUUGACCUAAAAUUUUAAAAAUUCUCCCAAGGUUUUAGUCCUUGACCAAGGUAUUAUUACUAGUAAGCUUAAUCCAGUACUCAAUCCUGGUUUAAUAAGAUUCUCUUCAAGUC
Molecule: messenger RNA, 2469 nt
Organism: Abrus precatorius (Indian licorice)
Lineage: Eukaryota; Viridiplantae; Streptophyta; Magnoliopsida; Fabales; Fabaceae
Product: WD repeat-containing protein 70
Exons: 8
Coding region: 13-1875 (620 amino acids)
Biological process (GO): regulation of DNA double-strand break processing
Cellular component (GO): nucleus; site of double-strand break
Molecular function (GO): protein binding
Source: RefSeq, a predicted model, not a curated record